AUGUUUGCGACUCCACUGCGGCAGAUCAGGAGCCAGAAGGGGCCAGAGGUGGGCGGUCAGGAGCAAGGGCAAAGGUACAAGAUACUAAACAAGGGCUAUGGCAAGGAUGCAUUCAAGCUGAUGUAUGUCAAACGCAACGGUUCGGUGCACAGCAUUCAGGAAUUCGAGAUGAGCACGCACCUGAAGCUGAGCAGCAGCAAGGACUAUUUGUAUGGGAACAAUGCGGAUAUUGUGGACACAGAUGCACAGAAGAAUCUCGUUUAUGUUCUGGCCAAGAAGCAUGGCAUCGAGAUUCCCGAAAAGUUUGCCCUGCUCGUGGCCAGGCAUAUACUGAGCAAAUAUUCGCACGUGGAGGAGGUUCAUGUGCACAUGGAGACGUUGCCCUGGCAACGCAUGCGCAUGGAUGACUCCUCCAAGCUGGGCGAGAGCAACUCUUGUCCCAGAACCAGCGACAGUUCCCAGCUGCACAAUCACGCCUUCAUCUUGCAGUCCUCGGCGCAGCAUUUUUGCGACGUGAUCCUUACACGUCAGGAUUCCAAGCCGACCGUCUUCACGGGCAUCAAGGGACUGCGCCUCCUGAAGACCACCAAAUCCUCGUUUGUGAAUUUUGUGGACGACGAAUAUCGCACGCUGCCGGAUCUGCCCGAUCGCACGCUCUGCACCGCUGUGGACAGCUCCUGGGAGUACUCGGACAUUGAGACGGCCGACUUUUCGCGCACCUGGCAGAUUGUCAAGGAUGUUGUGCUCAAGGGCUUUGCCGGCGAUCCAAAGGAGGGCAUCUCCUCGACUUCGCUGCAGAACACAAUGUAUCUCAGCGGGCAGCAGGUGCUCGAUCUGGUGCCACAGGUGUCGCUCAUCUCAUUCACCAUGCUCAAUUUGCACUACGGCAAAUUCAAUACGAAGCCAUUCCAACAAUUGGUGCCAGGCGAGAAUAACGAGGUGCUCGAACCGGUCGACAAGCCAUUUAGCACCGUCUAUGUUCAGCUCGCACGUUAG
Molecule: messenger RNA, 996 nt
Organism: Drosophila novamexicana
Lineage: Eukaryota; Metazoa; Arthropoda; Insecta; Diptera; Drosophilidae
Product: uricase-like
Exons: 2
Coding region: 1-996 (331 amino acids)
Biological process (GO): purine nucleobase catabolic process; urate catabolic process
Cellular component (GO): peroxisome
Molecular function (GO): urate oxidase activity
Source: RefSeq, a predicted model, not a curated record